AUGUCUCAGAAUUACAUCACGCCAGGCCAGUUGCAUUCCCCAAAAGAUAAACAACUACCUCCAGUCCCAUCUCCAUUAUCCAAAAUCCAGUCAUCAUCCACAUCCACAACAGACUCUGAACUAUUACAAGCUAAAACACUAAGACGAAAGAACUUCAAAAAAUUGUCCCUCACCGCUUCCCCGCCUAAGCCAACGUCGGGCAACAAGGAUUGGAAUGAUGAUGUUGCCAUACUUAGAGAAGUGCCCACUUCGUUACGUGAAAGACGACAUAGACCAGCUCCUAUAUUAAAUCUACAACAUCCACCACCCAGUCUGGGGUCUCCUUUGCUGCUGAGUUCAUAUUCUGAUAAUAAACCAUCACCUUCUGCAGGUAUUGUAAUAAGUCAAACUAUAAAUCGUCAAACGCCUUCAAAUUCAAACUUUAAUGUUAAUGCAAGUAAUAGAAAUAUUGAUCCAGAUCAAGAGAAUUCUACUGAUGUAAUAAUAAAUCAAAUAUCAAAUUUAGAACUUAAUAACUUACAAGGCAAUAAACCACAACAACUACAACAACCAACAACAAUAACAAGAAAACGUCAAACUGUCAUCUCAUCAAUAUCUCCAACAAAAUCGAAUUCUUCAUCUCCAACUCAGAAUAAAGCAACGCAAGGAUUUGAACCCAAUUAUUCAACUUCUUUAGCUACAACCAGUGCAUUCACUCUAAACAAUGAAGAUUUGUUAACAUUAAAGACAUUAGGUUCAGGUAAUUCAGGCACAGUAUCAAAAAUCCUUCAUAUCCCAACUCAAAAAACAAUGGCCAAAAAAAUCAUUCAUAUUGAUCUGAAAAGUGUUAUCCAACGUCAAAUUAUAAGAGAAUUACGUAUAUUACAUGAAUGUCAUUCUCCUUAUAUUAUCGAUUUUUAUGGAGCUUUUUUAAAUUCAAAUAAUACAAUUGUGAUCUGUAUGGAAUAUUGUAAUUGUGGAUCAUUAGAUAAAAUAUUAUCCCUAUCCCCAAAUAAACAAUUUCCAUUAUUUGUCUUGAAAAAAUUAGCAUUUUCAAUCUUAUCAGGAUUAACUUAUUUAUAUACAACUCAUAAAAUCUUGCAUCGGGAUAUAAAACCAAAUAAUGUUUUGAUGACACAUAAAGGAGAAUUCAAAUUAUGCGAUUUUGGUGUUUCACGAGAAUUAACUAAUUCUUUGGCGAUGGCAGAUACAUUUGUUGGAACUUCGACAUAUAUGUCUCCAGAAAGAAUUCAAGGGUUGAAUUAUGGGGUGAAGUCGGAUGUAUGGUCUAUGGGAUUGAUGUUGAUUGAAUUGGCAAGUGGUAUACCCGUAUGGACUGACGAUGAUGAUGAGAAUGAAGAUAAUGAUGAAAAAGGGGAAAACCGAUUCAAAGGUCCAGAAGGGAUUUUAGAUCUAUUACAACGAAUUGUAAAUGAGAAAGCUCCUUCAUUGACUGGAAAGAUUAAUCCUGUGACUAAAGCACCUUAUGACAGGCAGCUUUGUGAAUUUAUUGAUUCUUGUUUGAUUAAAGAUGAUACGGCGAGAAAAUCACCUUGGCAACUAUUGGAAGAUAAACAAGGAUUCUUAAAAGGAGUGGAAGAAGGGAUAUAUGAUAAAGAACAUAAGAAUUGGGCUAAAAAUAUACGAAAAUUGAUGAAAGAAAAAUACGAACAAGAUAAAUAG
This is a messenger RNA of Hemisphaericaspora subhashii, 1662 nucleotides long. RefSeq names its product mitogen-activated protein kinase kinase (gene HST7). Gene Ontology annotation, biological process: protein phosphorylation. Lineage: Eukaryota; Fungi; Ascomycota; Pichiomycetes; Serinales; Debaryomycetaceae. The record is from RefSeq and is a predicted model, not a curated record. The transcript has a single exon. Gene Ontology annotation, molecular function: ATP binding; protein kinase activity. Bases 1 to 1662 code for a protein of 553 amino acids.